Molecule: messenger RNA, 5174 nt
Organism: Hipposideros armiger (great roundleaf bat)
Lineage: Eukaryota; Metazoa; Chordata; Mammalia; Chiroptera; Hipposideridae
Gene: SMIM7
Product: small integral membrane protein 7
Exons: 5
Coding region: 61-288 (75 amino acids)
Source: RefSeq, a predicted model, not a curated record
CUCUCCCCGCCCUUCCCGGGGCUUCCGCUUCCGGUUCUGACGGACGCUUCGGCAGUAAAGAUGAUCGGAGACAUCCUGCUGUUCGGGACGCUGCUUAUGAACGCCGGGGCUGUGCUCAACUUUAAGCUGAAAAAGAAGGACACGCAGGGCUUUGAGGAGGAGUCCAGGGAGCCUGGCACAGGUGAAAACAUCCGGGAGUUCUUACUGAGCCUCAGGUACUUCCGAAUCUUCAUCGCUCUGUGGAACGUCUUCAUGAUGUUCUGCAUGAUCGUACUAUUUGGCUCCUGAGCCCCAGAUACGGAACCAAGAACACACCUUCCCAGAUGCGGAGUCUCCCUUCUUCUGUGAUGACUUCAAGAAUGUUUUUGACCGGAAAACCCAUGACCUUCCCGGAAAGCCCAAGCUCGUGGUGGGUGGAAAGAAAUGUUCGCCAAGAUGUGCAUGGUUUCGCCGCCACAUCACUGUUUUCUUUUCAAAGAUAUUUUCACGUUGGUCUCUGUAUUGAAAUGCUGUCUACUUAAGAAGUUUCAGGAGUGUUUAUGUAAGGGGCUAUGAAACAAUGCAUUCCCCAUGAAAAAGAGAACAUUUCUAGGUUGUUUUGUUGAAUUGGAAUCCAUUUUCCACCUAGCUAUCACUAGAAAUACGUUUCUGGAUAUUUCUUGAUUUUUAAUAACCACCCCUUUUGGUUCAAAUUAUACAGAUUUUUAGAAAUCAUUUAUAUCCUGGGAUCUGAGGCAGAAAGGUUGGCUUUAAGUUUGAUGCAGCCUCUGUUGGAUUGUGUUUGUGAAUAAUGAAGGUCUUUGUUGCUGGGUCUGCGUCCAAGUUUCUUCCCCAUCCCAAUGGGCUUUGCUUGGUCACUCUGCAGCUGAGGUCAUCCCCAGGACUUUAAGGGUGAGGUGUGACUGGUUCCCACAGAAGAGAGGUGCAGAACAAUCAUUAGGGGUACAUGGAAGUCUUACAAGAAAUUUUGCCUUGCCUUGAAAGCCUCCUGUUAAAGUAACUUUUGGGGCCAUUAAUUUUUAGAGUGGGAGUGAUUUGUGUGGUGAUAUUGGGACCCAGUUCUGAAAGCUUGGUUUUUUGGGUCUGCUGUUCAAGUGGGUGAUUUCAAGGUUGAAAAACAAUGAGUCUCAUUGGAGUGUUUUGCACAGAAGCUUCUUUGAAGGAGAGUCCUGGCUUAAUUACCAAAAUGAAAGGCCGGUGGUCGGCGCCUGGUGUUUGAUUUGUUUGUUGUGGUUUUUGAAAUCCUGACUUGCAGGUAAACCUAGUGGGAGAAAAAAGUAAAUAUGCAGGCUUUUAAAACUAAAUAGCAUUGAAAAUAAAGCUCAUUUCCAAAAAGGACCUUUUGUUUAUACACUUUUUAGCCAAGAAGUUGACUUCUAACUUGAGUUAUUUCGAAUUACACUGUGGGAAACACCGAGGAUUCAUUUUGAAGACUGUCAUUAAGUCAGAAACGAUGUUCCCUUUUGGAUUUCGCUCAAUAAAUGUUGGGCAGGGAUUGGGCAAAUACAAUUUUGACCUGGCUGCUUCUGGAAGAAUUGAAAGAGCCAAUGAUAACUGUGGGGUUUCAUUAGGCUUGGAUCAGGUCCACUUGUACUACUGCUCAGCUAAUGUCAUUCAACUUCAUUGCUUCUAUAAUUCAUUCCCUUGUCAAAUCCAGCCAAGCAUCACUUCAUGGUUUGUAAAUAGCAAAGCACAUAGCUUCUGAGUCCAGCUUCGCCCAGGCCUGUGUUCUUGUAGCAAGAACGGACAUGCCAAGAUCUUGGCUGGUCAUUCUUCAAGCCGAGUGAACAGUGUGAGAAAACCUCUGCCUCAUUCAGACCCGCACUGAGGUUUCAAUGAGAUGAGGCAUUUGUGCAUUAUGGAGAUGAAUUGUUCUCGGAGAAGAGAAUGGUGUCAUUGAGAUUUUGUUUCAAUAAUUGUAUUUUUCUCCAGAGAACUAUUAUCUCAUUGUUAAGUUCUUAUAAGCAGGGUAGCUUUUGGGGAUGAGUAUCAGAGGCUGCUGUACAUUUUAAAAAUUGAGUCUCAUGGAUGUCUAGGAAGCUUUUCAAGAACCCUCACUGGCACCAAAGCUUGUUAGAGUUUGAAUUUUUGGUACAUAGGGUCCCACAGCAUUUAAGUGCUCACGUUCAGGGUCAGUUAGAUAUGGGUUCAAAUCCCAUCUCCAUUCUUUGCUGGGGGGAACCUUGGCUGAUUGCUUCCCCUUUCCCAGCCUCAGUUUCCACAUCUCUAAAAUGGGCUUGAAAGUCACACCUACAUGGGGUUGUUGUAAGGUUCGGUGAACUUAAAUUUUGGUUGGGUGCUUAAGUGGACACCUGGGCAUCUGGUAAUCGCUCAGUAUCUGUGGGUGUCCUCACUCCCUGCUUUUCUCUUCUUGUGUUGAUUCACUUGUUCAGGCCACACCUGCACUGUGAAAGGACAGUCACAACAUUUUUAAAAAUUGGAAACAAUUUCCAGCAUGAAAAACCCUUUCCCAUCUUCCCAUUCCCUUUCUAGCAUUUUCCUUAUGCCUGUUGAGAUAUACCACGUAGUUCUGAUAAGUGGGUAAGGUAGUUCUAGUUCUGCUGUUUUCACCUCAUAUUUUCUGGGCUGCCAGGAAGGCUUCAUGGUUCUCAUUUUGUAGUUACUGUGCAGUCAGUAAAUCCCUUGUUAAUCUAGGCCCCCUCACUUGACUUGAUUUGUACUUUUUCCACUGUUAUAAAUGUCACCAGUGUUAAUGACCUUUGCUGGCUUCCCUCACUGGUACUUCUAGGAGUGCUCAGGAAGCCUUCAUCAUUAUGUGCCACUGUUAUGGCUUUAGUGGCUUUUGUUUGUUUUAUUUUGUUUUAGUUUCUUGCUACCAAUGUACAUUCAUUGUAGAAAAAUUAUAAAAUACAGCUGUGCUCUAAAGGAAAAAGCCUUCCACAAUCCCAUUCCUCCAGAGAGCAUCACCUGAGGUACACAUUCUCCCGGCUCUCUCUUUCUGAACGUGCAUUGGGUGUGGGGCAUGCAUUUUCUUGACACAAGUGGUCUUCUAGCCUGUUUUUCUCAUCUGAUAAUAUGACCACGUUUCUAUACUUUUUCCUACUAUACCAUUCUUAAUAACUGUAAAUAAACCAUUGUAAGGAUGUAUUAGUUUAACUAGUCCUCAACUGAUGGAGAAUCUUGGGUUGUUUCCAGUUUUGGUCUGUUAUAAAUAACACUGUAGUGAACAUCCCCAGUGGAUCAUCCCUAAUGGAUUUUUGGGGUCACUUUUAAAGAGAUCCACCUUGACAGCUUGAGGCUAAAAACCCCAAAGAAAAAUGCAUCUUGGACAACUUAAUCCUUGUUUUUAUUUUUUUUUUGUUCAUUCGUUUGUACAUACAAACAUACAUAUCAAAGAACUUGGUUCUAGAUCCCUGUCACCUCUGACCAGGAAUGGCAUUAGGCAGCUUCAGUUUAUUUAAGCUGUGAAUAAGGACGAGGUUUUCAGCUCCACUCCAAUAACUGUUUCUUUAUGCAAGCAACAGCAGUUGAUGUUACACCAGCUGGUUUUCCACCUUGGCCCAGAAGGAUCUUAGCUACCAUCUAUUAAUAAGUAGUAAAUGUCCACUACUGCUCACCCUGGAGCAUGUUACAUGGAGCUGUUGCUGAGGCGAGAGGCCACACAUGGAGAACAAAGAGAAGUCCUCAGUUUGCAGCACCUGCCCUGGCUACAAACUUUGAGGUUCAUGUUAGUCAUCCCCUUUGGGGGUUCAUAUUGGAAAUCUCCUUUUGCUUCCUCCACUCUUGCCAUCUUGAGAAGAGAACACGUCCCUCCUUUGUGUGGGGUUCUUAUUGCACUUCAGUUCCAGCUGCUGUAGAGCAGAAUUUGGAAACCACAGACCUUGAUCUGCCACCUGUUUUUGUAAAUAAAGUUUUAUUGGCACCCAGCCAUGGCUCUUUGAGAACAUGUUGUCUAGAGCUGCUUUGGUUGCUUUCCUGCUACAAUGGGAGAGUUGCUGACAGACCAUCUGGCCCACAGAGCUGAAAAUAUUGCUUAUCUGGCCCAUUAUAGGACCAAUUUGCCAGCCCCUGAACUAGGGGAUGAUGGAGAAUCUCAAGGUGCCUCCCCCCUCCCCCCACCAACUCCCCAAAGCCAGUGGAAUUAUUUGCAUGCCUUGUGGUCUGGAUUUUAAUGAAGACAUUUGCAAACAUGUUUUUCAAACUUGCUGAGCCAGCCAUUUUCAGGUGAAGUGGUUAAUAGACCAAAACCUGAUUUUGUCUCUUGAUAGUUAGGGGUGAGGUCCCUUCUGGACUCUGAUUUCUCUGAGUAGCAGCAUGAUGUGAUAAUGAGAUCGGCUCUCUUCUGAAGUGCUUAGAUCUGAAAAGCCAGUGAGACUGUCAUUAGUGAAACAUUUUCUUUCCAUUUCAACCAUUUCAUUAUCUCCUUAACCAAAUUUGAGUUUAUGAAAUGUUGAGAAACCUCCUGAUGUUUUCCGGUGUUGAUGAAAGAUGUAUGUCAUUUGUGCUUAAAGCAAAAGGCAUGCUAUUUAAAAAAAAAAAAAGUAAAUUCAACUUGGGGGUUUAUUUUCAUCAUUCCCUUGAUUUUCAUUAUGCAGAGGAAAGCACUUGAUCUACUUCAAGCCCCUCUCUGGCACUUGAGCGUUCCUGGAAGUGAGAGUUUGGGACUAGCAAGCUUUCCUGGAUGAGAAAUUGGGCAAAAGAGACUGUAGCAAAUCAGAAAUUCAAAGUCCACGUUUUUCAACAAGAAAAUGCCAAGAAUUAGUUCAGUGUGUGGCUCCGUAGCUUUCUUUUCACAACCCAUGAGAGAGAAUGGCUUUUACCUUUUUAUAUGGUUGGGGGGAAAAUCAAGAAGAAAAUGAAAGAUUCAAGUUUCUUUGUCCAUAAAUAAAGUUUUAUUGGAACGCUACUAUACCAAAUCGUUUAUGUAUCAUCAGUGGCUGCUUUUAAGCUUCAAGAACAGAAUUGUGUUCUUGCAACAAAGACCAUCUGGCCUGCAAAACUGAACAUAUUUUCUGUGUCUGACCCUUUGCUGAUCCCUGGACUAGACAAUUUGAAGAAAAAAAAAGACAUCUUAUGUGUGGAUCCUGUUUAUCUGUGUUUGGUUCACAUCAUUGUCGUGCCCAUUAGUGUUAUAUGUGGGCCACCAGAGUAUUGACUGUGCUGGGGGAGUUGUAGAAGUUAUUUUGGGGGAAAUAAAGCUUCAGUUCAUCUAA